Messenger RNA from Parnassius apollo (apollo), 441 nucleotides. The record is from the annotation of a GenBank genome assembly. Lineage: Eukaryota; Metazoa; Arthropoda; Insecta; Lepidoptera; Papilionidae.
AUGGAUUUGAUACGAGAUCAAGAUAAAAUAUUGCAGAUUAUGAACGAGUCGGACGACGAUGAUGAUUCACCGUUGGUUGGACCACUUGGUGUGCCUUCAGACUCCGAACUUGAUGACAACUUAAAGGAGGACUUGGUCGAAAAUACCGACGAAAGUGAAGAAAAAUCCUCAAGUUCUUCUGACGAAGAUAUGAAUGUUUCCCGGAUAAACCAUAACAGAAACAGGAUCCUAGAUUCAGAUGAUGAUUCUUUGGAGUACUUGCAGCCUUGUCCACCCAUAGUUUCUCAGCAGAACCCGGUAAUACAACCAGAGAGACCAUUCAUUUAUAGAAAAAACAAAUAUAAGUGGGCGAAACUCCACGCUCUUCAAACACUCAUGCAUCAGCUCGAAACAUUAUUCAUUUUGUACCUGGCCCUAACAGUGAUGCACGUGAUUUGGUAG